CCUCGCUGGUAUUUUGGGCUGGAUUCGUGUAAAUAAAUGACCGCGUAUGUUCGUCUCGGAGCGAUUUUCUGCCGGCAAAACUUCAUGAUCAACAAGGGCGCUCUAUCAUCACUCAGAUUCAUCCGUAUUCCAUUCCGAAUUCCAAAACAAUGUCGACUCUCAACCAGGGCAGUACCGUGGUAUCUAAGCCCCAGGCUCUGAGCCCAGCAUCGGUUGAGGCGUGUUUGAGGUCGAAUGAAUAUCCAAGCAACCUGCCCCGAAACUCCAUGUCCAGAAGGGUCCUGAAGGAAUACCAAACACAGCUUGAAAGCCGCGGAAAGACACUAUUUGUGCACAGCGAAGUGUCAAAAAACAACCCAACGAUUCCUUCUCAAGAUCUUUAUUCAUGGACUAUUUUGCAGGCACAAGAUGAUGAAGAUUACACCAAAAGCUAUUCCUGUCAGCUGCCAGAGCUAGAGUCCCAACUUUCUACACAAGGAAAGGAGGAUCCGCGAUGCCGCCUCAUUUUCAUCGAGUCCAUCUCGUCCAAUAGGCCACUUGAUGGCUCGCGACAGAUGAUGAGAUAUCUCCUCUCUUACCAUCACGUGUCGCCCAGGUUUCUUGACCUUUUGUUCCUGUUCUGCAGACGACGUCUCCCACCAAACGACACCAGCUUUGUCCACAGCGCGUCUUUCUAUCAAGAUAACCUGGUGGAUAACCUUUGUAGUCCGACAAGAUAUGCCAUUCCGCCUCUCGGUCGGUCCGGUAGGCAGCUCCGCUUAUGUUACAACUUUUGGGCCGCCGAGACGAACGGGGUCGGCGAGGGCGAGCCGGGGUGGUUCUUCCGGCAGACGGCCACGUACCACUCGCUGGAUGUCGAGACGGGCAAGAGCUUUUGGAUCAAUGUCAAGGCCAACGACGUCAUGGGGCGCAGGAUGGAAGAGAUCGUCGAGGAUGAGGCGAGGCCGUCGAAAAGCUCACCCAGGGACGAACAAGUCUCAAGAGCGCUGCUGAACUCGCUGGACCUGCACAUGGUCGCCGCUGAGUGGUCCACAGAGUGCUGGCCGGGCUUCACUCAGGACAUUGAGGCUGAGCUCAGCGCCAUCAUGGGUGCCCUGGAAAACGUCCCAGUGUCCAAACUGGAAGAAGCGUUAAACGUCGACACCGCAGAGCUUUUGAGGGAAAUAAUCACGCCGGGAGGACAGCGCGAUGGCAUCAUCAAGGCUCUGAGGAAGGCCACGACGGGCAUGGACGGGUCGACGACUUCACCAGGUCAAGGUUCCCAAGGCCACCAGGGCUGCGGAAUCCCGCUCGAUAUUCUACGGGGGACGACCCAAAAGCUGAACGAGCUCGUCUCUGGAUCCCGCCCAAUCGACGACUGUCCUACCAUAAUUGACCCCUUCCGAUAUCUAGAAGGGUUCAGGUUUGAGCAGUUGCAGCGGUUGAGCCGGACGGGUGCCAGACUACACCAGGCAAGCCUCAUCAUGGAGAUGAACAUCAACGUCUUGUCGGAGCUUGUUGGAUUCUACACGCUGCUGCAGGAAGCGGACGAGCUCCCGAGGCGGCUGAGAAGCAAGAUCAAGGGCGGGGUGCGCACCUUCCAAAAACGAGUCGAGUGCCGCAUCAAGACGAUCAAGACGGAAAAGGCCCGCAUUGAGGUGCUGCAGGAGACGGUGGCUAGCGGGAAGACUCUUUGCGAAUCCAUCAUACAAUUCAGAAAUAUGGGCAUCAGCCAGUUGUUUCUCAUUGCGGCGCACCAGACGGCGGCCGACAUGCGCAAAAUUGCGGACAAGACCGAGCGGGAAACUGCGUCGAUGCACAUAAUAACGCUGGUCACGUUGAUCUUUCUGCCUGGCACGUUUGUGGCUACAUUCUUUGGCAGUGGCCUCUUUCAGUGGGAUGACAACGACCCAGAACUAGAGUUUCCACGGUGGAAGCCCGAGUACUUCAAGCUUUUUGCCGGGAUAUGUUUCCCGCUCAUGACCAUCACUAUCCUUGGUUGGUUGAUGGCCUCUUCGUUUGGGGCAAAAAAGAGCCGGGUGACGACGGAGCUCAAGACCGACUUGGGGGAAACGCCCAAAAGCACAGUGGUAAAAAGUAGAUGGUGGUUCAACAAAGGUGUGGUGGGGGUUCCGGCUUGGGUAAAAAGAUGCCGCAGGGGCACCGCCCAACAGGGUGUCCUUCCCUCGUAGCUUGCUAAUUUCUUUUUGUUUAGUGAUCUUUCUUUUGGGUCGGGGUAGUUGUCUUUCGGAUUGACCUUGGCGAUUGAUUAUCUACUUGGAUUAAUAGGACCAGAUUGAUCAAAGAUGAACCUGGAUUCUAAUCUGCAGGUGCAAUUCGCACAUUCUAGAGCACACCCCACUGCUUUGAACGAUACGAUCCUUUGUGCUCCCAUGCGACUGUUACCGGGUUUCUUGUAUGCGCUAGACCAGCCAG
Pyricularia oryzae 70-15 is the source of this 2415-nucleotide messenger RNA. RefSeq lists its product as uncharacterized. The transcript is spliced from 5 exons. Lineage: Eukaryota; Fungi; Ascomycota; Sordariomycetes; Magnaporthales; Pyriculariaceae. The coding region runs from base 150 to 2171 and encodes 673 amino acids. The record is from RefSeq and is a predicted model, not a curated record.